Solanum tuberosum (potato) is the source of this 1497-nucleotide messenger RNA. RefSeq lists its product as uncharacterized. The record is from RefSeq and is a predicted model, not a curated record. Lineage: Eukaryota; Viridiplantae; Streptophyta; Magnoliopsida; Solanales; Solanaceae. The transcript is spliced from 3 exons. Bases 1 to 1497 code for a protein of 498 amino acids.
AUGCUCAGGGUAUUCCAGAGGUUAGCACCACCGAUAUUCUCAAGGGCGAUUGGGGAGGACACCCACGAGUUCCAGCUCAUUUGCCAGGAGCAUCUACAGUCAUUAGGCCUCUUGGAGUCGAGAGGAGCCGACUUUAUCGCUCAUCAGUUCCGUGGGCCAGCUAGGCAGUGGUGGCGCACGUAUCGAGAGUCCAGGCUAGUUGGAUCGCCUCCUAUAUCUUGGAGUGAGUCCUUAGAGGCUUUCUUGGUCCGGUUCAUGCCACGGAGCAUCAGGGAUAGGCUUCGUGAUCAGUUCUCCAGAUUGGAGCAGGGCCUUAUGACCGUCUCAGAAUACGAGAUGAGGUUCCAUGAGUUGUCUCGACAUGCUACCAUGAUCCUGCCCACGGAGGAGGAGAGAGUUCGUUGUUUUGUACGUGGGUUGCGGUACAGUCUGAGGGUCGACACAGAGCAUUUGGUUUCAGCCGGCCGUUCAUUUCUUGAUGUGGCAGCAUUACCUGCUUCUGAGGAAGGCCAGCAUCAGCAUGGUGGUCCUAGUACGGGCCAGAGUUCGAGGGGAUCAGAUUCCCUCCCUUCCUACCGCGGUCGGGUUACUUCAGGGCAUUCAGCUUCGAGGUGUUUUGAUUACAGUGUGCUUGCCCAUUGGUCCAGAGAGUGCCCCCGGCUAGGGCGAGGGGCGAUUGUACCAGCUCCCCUUGAACCUAGACCAGUUUCAGCAGUGCCCCCUCUAGCUAGAGGUAGUGGUCAAGACCAGGAUCGUCGGGACAUCCAACAGGGUACCAGAGGUGGAGCUCAGGGAGGCAGCCUCGCAAGGACGGCAGCUGAGGCAUCUGACGAUGUCAUUGCAGGUAUGCUUUUAUUAUGCCAUCAGCCUGCUACUGUAAUAUUUGAUCUCGGGUCCACAUUCUCGUAUGUAUCUAUUUAUUUUGUUCCCCGAUUGGGUAUGAGGUCUGAGUCUUUGGCAGAGCUAAUUCAUGUUUCGACCCCGGUGGGUGAGUCCUUAGUACUGGAUCAGGUAUUGCGAUCUUGCUUAAUGACUAUCCAGGGUUAUGAUACUAGAGUUGAUCUUAUUCUGCUAGAUAUGGUUGAUUUUGAUGUGAUUCUGGGCAAGGACUGGUUAUCCCCCUACCAUGCGGUCUUGAAUUGCCACGCCAAGACCGUUACUUUAUCCAUGUCUGGCAUUCCCCCAGUGUUGUGGCAGGGUGCUUAUAGUCACACACCGACGGGGAUCAUCUCUUUUAUGCGGUCUAGACGGUUGGUUGCUUCUGGGUGUUUAGCUUAUUUGGCCUAUGUGCGAGAUAUGAGUAGGGAGGGCCCUUCAGUUGACUCAGUUCCUGUAGUUAGAGAGUUUGCAGAUGUGUUCCCUACAGACCUACCUGGCUUACCCCCAGAGCGUGACAUUGAUUUUGCCAUAGAUUUGGAGCCCGACACCUUUCCUAUUUCAAUUUCGCCUUACCGGAUGGCUCCUGCAGAGCUCAGGGAGCUCAAUGUUCAAUUAUAG